Rangifer tarandus platyrhynchus (Svalbard reindeer) is the source of this 1050-nucleotide messenger RNA. Lineage: Eukaryota; Metazoa; Chordata; Mammalia; Artiodactyla; Cervidae. The record is from the annotation of a GenBank genome assembly.
AUGAAGGCAGACCGUACCAAGCAGGCCGACAAGAUGCUUCGUACCCCCAAGUGCUCGCGGUGCCGGAACCAUGGCUUCCUGGUACCAGUCAAGGGCCACGCGGGCAAGUGCCGCUGGAAGCAGUGCACCUGCAAGAAGUGCUACUUGAUCGCCGAGCGCCAGAAGAUCAUGGCUGCACAAAAGGUGCUCAAGAAGCAGGCCCCUGAAGAGGAGCAGGAGGUGGCCCUGUGCGCACAGGGACCCCAGCUGGCCUCCGGGAGCGCAGCCGCCAACCCGGGCCCAGGGUUCUACCCGCUGCCUCCGCUUGCCGUUUCGGGAGACGCGCAGCCGGGCCCUUCGGGCCAAGCGGCCGCCUGCUUCCCUGAGAGGCCCCCGCGGGGCUGGAGCCCCGGCAUGAGUGCCUUCCAGCCCAUUCUGGGCGGCCGCCUGAGCGAACAAGCCGCCAGGGCCAGGCCCAGUUCUCUGGAGCCCCAGCUGGCGGCGGAGGCCACCGGCCGGGGCUACCCCGGCUGCCUGGAGCUGCGCAGACCGCCGCAGCCUGUGCCCAGCCCGCCGCAGCCUGUGCCCAGCCCGCUGUUCGCCAACUUCGGGCUCCCUCUGAGCAUCAACUCAGAUUCUGUGGUGGGGUCUGAGUACCUGGAGAGAGAACCUCCCAAGCUGUACCCCAGCUGCUCCAGCAUGCAUCCCUACGGCCCUUUUCCGCUGGGCUACCAGGGUGCGUCCCCAGCCAUGGGGCCCCCUCUGCAGCAGGGUUUCGGGCAUGUGUCCUAUAGCCACUACAAUGGAGGAGGCUUGGUGGCGGACCCCAUGGGAGACUUCCAGCCGAGCUACUACCCGCCGCUGGCGCCAUCGCAGCAGCCCCACUUCCUCCCGCCUGGCUUCCUCUCUGCGCUCCACUUCUUCGCGCCGCCGCCGCCGCCGCCAUCGCCGCCUCCAGCAAGCUUCUCGCUGACCAUUCUGUCUGACAUGGACCAGGAGAACAUCGAUGACCAGGAUAUGGAGGGGCCGAUCGAGCCCAGCCAGCCAUCAUCCCAGGAGCAGUCCGACUAG